Messenger RNA from Fusarium verticillioides 7600, 1074 nucleotides. RefSeq names its product cytochrome c oxidase subunit 5b. The record is from RefSeq and is a predicted model, not a curated record. The transcript has 4 exons. Gene Ontology annotation, cellular component: mitochondrial envelope. The coding region runs from base 83 to 817 and encodes 244 amino acids. Gene Ontology annotation, biological process: mitochondrial electron transport, cytochrome c to oxygen. NCBI's taxonomy places the organism in Eukaryota, Fungi, Ascomycota, Sordariomycetes, Hypocreales, Nectriaceae.
GGUGAACGUCAAGAUCCGGAGCUUUUGACAGAUCACGUGGUCACAAUUGCAACAACUCCAAUUGGUCAAUUGGCUGGCAAAGAUGGGUCCACCCUUCAACUUCGACCCAAAUCAGCCCAUUCCUCACAAAUCCCUCGACAACACCUCUCUCAGCCCAUCCCGAGUCAUCCUCAAAGCUCGACCCCAUUGCCCGGCGCAAACCAUCAACAGAAUGUUCCUGCAACGCUCCGCCCUCACUGCGGCUCGCCGCGUCGCCGCCCGACCUGCUGUCGCUCGCACCUUCACCACCUCUUUCGUCCGCCGAGAUGCUGCCCGUCCUGCCACCCCCAACGAGCAGGCCGCUGCUCUUGCUGGCACCGCCGAGAAGAAGGUCGGCUCCUACAAGACUCUAAAGGAGAUCCGAACUGAGGAGGAUCUCUUCGGUCCUGGUGCCGCCCCCGGAACCGUCCCUACCGAUCUCGAGCAGUCCACCGGUAUCGAGCGUCUCGAGAUUCUCGGUAAGAUGGAGGGCGUCGACAUCUUCGACAUGCGCCCUCUUGACGCCAGCCGCCUCGGAACGAUGAAGGAUCCCAUCAUGGUCCGAUCCGCUGGUGAGGAGCAGUUCGCCGGCUGCACUGGUUUCCCUGCCGACUCUCACAACGUCCACUGGCUCGGCAUCACCCGCGAGCGCCCCAUCGAGCGAUGCCCCGAGUGCGGCAGCGUCUACAAGAUGGAUUACGUUGGUCCCGAGGACGAUCACCACCACCACCACCCUCCUGAGUUCGAGGAGCCCAAGACCUUUGCCGAUUACAUCAAGCCCGAGUACCGAUACAAAUAAAUGCAUUACAUUGCGCUGAAAGGCAUUGAGGAGAUUGGGUCGUAGCAUUAAGGGAAAACUGGAUGGAUGUACAUGGUGCCCCCGGGGAGAGGAGCCGUUUUGUGUAGAUUAGGGUGCCUUGAUUCCCUGUGUCAAUUUACUAAGUUAGCUUCCAGAAGUUGAUGUUGACUAUAUUGGGCAUGUCGUGUUUUGUGACAAUAGCAGUUUGAUCCAAUUGAGCUUUUAUACAUCAGAAAUGACUUUCCAGGUUUCCAUAG